This is a messenger RNA of Ostrea edulis (European flat oyster), 3828 nucleotides long. RefSeq lists its product as uncharacterized. NCBI's taxonomy places the organism in Eukaryota, Metazoa, Mollusca, Bivalvia, Ostreida, Ostreidae. The record is from RefSeq and is a predicted model, not a curated record. The transcript is spliced from 2 exons. Bases 718 to 1629 code for a protein of 303 amino acids.
ACAUUUAAUUCAUUUCAAUAGGAAUAGUGUCAUUGAUUCCAAAAGCUAACAUCAUACACCUAGCGAUUCGAGCGAUGAUAAUUUAACUCAAACACAUGGUAUGGACGUCUCCAUAUGAGUGAAAUAUUCUCGAGAGGGACGGUAAACAAUAUACAAUCACCAAUGCAUCGCAUACUUUGUAAACCCCACACACGAAUAGUCAAAGGACUAACCUUUCAAACGAUACUUAUUAUCUUGAUCUAUCAGCACCAUCUACAGAAUGUACCUAGAUAGUUUACAACAUCUAAACCACAUGUUUACUACUUCAUGUUUUUUUCUUCAAAUAAAUGAAAUAUGCGGGCUAGGCCUUCAUGGAGCAAUACAAAUUAAAUAGUUGGGCAAACACGGACUCCUGGACACACCAGAGAUGGGAUCAGGUGCCUUGGAGGAGUUGUAAAGAAAAAUUCACAAUAAGUACGACAUUUCAAAUAAUCCAAAUGACCCCUGAAAACCGAUAUUUCUUUGCUGCAAUGCCACUAGAAAACUUAGAAGUUAGUUCCUUAUUCAUGGUAGUCAACCAGUUCUCUCUGGUAUGUUACAAAGCAGCUGAUGUGUUUAAGGUUCAGAAUCAUUAAAUGUGAAAAUGAGUCAAUUACAAUUAAAAAUAUAUUAUACAUCAGCAUAUUCAUUUUACCCGUAUUGCCCAAACACGACCAACUGUGAUAUCUAUUAGAAAAUAUGGCAAAUCACGAUAAAUUAAAGACUAGACUUUUUGAAAUCAUAGACAGUUGUUUCUUCAACAAAAAUGGAAAAAGAAAAUAUUCAUAUUUAGUGAUCAUUCAUCCAAAAAUUUACUUUGUUAAUUACCGCUCUGAUUCAACGCUCAAGUACUCCAAAGUUGAAAUAAAAAAUGUGCUAGAGUUCCUUAUUGACAAUAUCUUCGUGGUCUUUGGUAAUCAGGUCUUCCAACAGUCUGUUGGAGUUCCCAUGGGCACGAAUUGUGUUCAUUUGUUAACUUAUCUGUUUGUAUAUUCAUACGAAGCAGAAAUUAUUCCAAAACGUUUACGUGAGAAGAGAAAAUUUCUUGCUGUGGACUUCAAUUCUACAUUUAGAUAUAUCGACGACGUUUUGUCUAUUAACGAUAAUAACUUUCAUUCAUAUGUCGAAUCGAUAUAUCCCUGUGAACUCGAAAUAAAACACACCCCAGAGUCGUCCACUUCUGCUUCAUACUUCAAUAUUUUAUUGAAAGUAGACAUUAAAGGCAAAUUGACAACUCAACUGUAUGACAAACGGUAUGAUUUCAGCUUCUCCGUCGUCAAUUUCCCAUAUUUAUGUAGCAAUAUUCCAUUAUCACCUGUAAAUGGUUUUUAUAUCUCUCAACUGAUUAGAUAUGCAAAAGUUCGAUCCGUGAAUAAUCAGUUUUUAAAUCGAGGCAAGCUACUGAGAAACAAGUUGAUGGUACAGGGGUUUCAACAGUCUCGAUUGAAGUCAGCAUUUCGCAAAUUAUAUGGUCGUGAUAACGAUCUAGUUCGUCAAUACAACCUAUCAUUGGGUCAAAUGCUGUCUGACGUGUUUCAUACCGAUUGUUAUUCCGUUCUUGGCACACUGAUUUUGACUACAGAAAAUUUUGUUUACCUGAUCAAGAUAUAGGGCUCACGGUGAGUGUGACCGGUCAACAGGGGAUGCUUACUCCUCCUAGGCACCUGAUCCCAUCUCUGGUGAGUCCAUGAGUUCGUCUUUGCCCAACUAUCUAUUUUGUAAUGCUUAUAGGAGUUAUAAGAUUGAUCCCUGUUCGUUAUCUUCACCUUUAAUGUACACUCCCAUCAGUACAAUUUAUUUGGUUCGUGAAAGGUAUGGCGUAUAGUAACACCUGUUGUGCUGAGAACCUUAUAUCAAGAUAAAAAGUUUGCUACAAGUACUACAUUUAGACAGCAAAUUGAUCGUACAUUAAGGGUGUACUCUCGUGGUACUGUUACCGCAAAUGAGUCUCCAUACUUUUUAAAGUCGUAACUAUGGGAAUACGUGUGUUUUAUUUUGUAUGCACAAAGAAGAACAUUAAUAUCUGUUUUUAUUUGUAAGUAAUGUUAAUAAACUUACAAAAAUUAGUUAAAACAUGACAAUUUUUUACUUAUUUUCUCAUUUUACGACAUUCACGAUGACGUUGCGAUUGUAAACAAACUCGAGCUCGAAGACGCACACUGUAUGAUGUCGCAUUUAGUCUAUUCUAAAGCAGUCCAGAAACAUACAUGAAGUAAAAGGGCAGUUAUAGAUCAGUCUGCAUCCGAUAUUCUCACAAGUGAGUGGCAGACAAAGAAAAUUACAGACAAGCAGGCACAACCACGCACAUGGUGACACACUACAGUACUGUACAUAGUGUCGGACGAGAAGGAUGUUAGCGAUGUAGUACCCGAAUCAAAGUCUGCUGAUAUAGUAUGAAUUCCUUUUAGCUACAUCCAUUUGGUAACCACAGUGAGAGGGAUGAGUCGUGCUAUCAUCAUAUAAAGAAUCAUACCUGGAAGUGCAUGGCCACAUGGAAGCUGACUGUUAAAACUAGUUUUUGGAUAAUAACUCAAGUACUUUGCAUUCUAUUCAAACCAAAUUUGGACAUAAAGAUACAUACAAAGAAAGGAAUAUGCCUAUCAAUUUUGGGAUCAGAAGGUCAAAGAUUAAGAUCACAGUGCAUGGAAUUUACGUGGGUACGUUAAGGCAGGUUCUGAAAAUUUUUACUGGGAUAAAAUCCGCGAAACAAUGUGACGUCAUAAUUGAAAUAAGUAUAUCACUAAGUAUAUAUGAAAUUCCGAUUUUAUUUUUUAUUUAAGUUUUAUUUAUGCAUAAAAUAAACCAUGCAGCAACUAAAAUCCAACGAAAUUCGAAAUGCUAUACUGCUCUUGUGUAAUUUCUGUCUGAUCGAUAUGAAAGUAAACUGAUGACGUCAUGACUAUACAUCGAGUGACGUUGACACAUGCAAGGAAUUUGUUUAUGUGUGUCAUGCAAAUAUCGACAAAAUGUGGAGUAUUUGAAAUAUAUGACAUGGGAUAUAUGGAAUAUAUAUGUGAAACGAUGAGAAUUUAUUGAUAUUAAGAAGGUAUGAUGAUAUCAUUCAUUGACAAUUUUGUUUAAAGGAGAAAACAUUCCAUUUAGCAUGUCGAUCAGAUUUUCCUCUGUCACACACUGAAAUAAAACUGCAAAAGUAGCACAUUAGGUCGCAUACUUUUAGAGACUUUUUAUGCACUGUUUGAAAGGUCAUAAACUAAUGUACACGGCAAUUACUGAUAGAAUCGUCUGUUAAGAAAACUUUUAAGGAAAACUGCAUAGCAUCAGUGCAAAAUGUAAAACAUGGGCUAGAUGGUUUCGUGUUUAAAUGUUCAAUAAUUAUUUCUUAUUGAAAGUGGUAGGAUUCUAUCAGUAAUGCUGAUAUACUAUGGGUAUCCUACCGUCAUUAUCGCCAGUUAGACCAAUAUCUAAAUCUUGGGAUAAUGUGUUACUUUUACAUUUUCUAUUAAGGCACCUCCAUGAUCUAUUUAUAACAGUCAUGCAAUGACGUCAUACGGAAGCGCAUGUUUGUCAUGUUGUUAUGAUACAAGAUGUUCUCAUGUAAACAACCAAAAUAGUUCUUAAGAGUUAGUAGCUCCCUCUUUUUGUGUAAGACAGAUUUUAAAAAUGAUGCAGUUUACGUGCAUAAAUGAAGCAUGACCUGCCUUAACAUACCCGAGUAGAAAAUGCCGAUGCGGGAGCAUAUGUUUUACACAUUCUGUAGUUGUAAAUGAAUUAGUAUUGUAUAUAUGCAUAUAUUAUUUAUGUUGUCUGAUUAUUUAUCAUAUAAUGAAAUAAAUAUAUAAAAUUUGUAAA